GUGAACCUGGAGCAAUCAAAAAAGCGAACCAACUCUGUUUUGUUUUGACUGAUGAGUUUUCCUGAAUCUCUGGUUAUACCCUACAAUUGUAGGAAUUCUCACCAUGGCUAACUUAGUUAGGUUUCUGGCUCUUUCUCGUGGAGCGAUGGCGGCCUCUCCAUCGGCUGCCAGAUCGUUCUCCAUGUCCUCGGUUGCUGCUGCGAACAAGAUGACAAUUCGUGAUGCUUUGAACAGCGCCAUGGAGGAGGAAAUCAGACGUGAUGAGCGUGUGUUCCUCAUGGGCGAGGAAGUUGCCAAGUAUGACGGUGCAUACAAGGUCAGCAGAGGUCUUUAUGAGAAAUUUUGCAGUGACGACGAUUCUCCACCGCGUGUUUUGGACACACCUAUUACAGAGAUGGGUAUUGCCGGUGUUGCUGUGGGUGCUGCCAUGGCGGGAAUGAGGCCGAUCUGCGAGUUUAUGACGUUCAAUUUCUCCAUGCAAGCCAUCGACCAGGUCGUUAACUCGGCAGCUAAGACCUACUACAUGUCAGCAGGACAGGUCAAAGUGCCCAUCGUGUUCCGUGGACCGAAUGGUGCUGCCGUUGGCGUUGCUGCUCAGCAUUCACAGUGCUUUGCAGCAUGGUACAGCCACUGCCCCGGCCUCAAGGUUGUGUCUCCAUACAGUGUAGAGGACUGCCGUGGUCUUAUGAAGGCGGCUAUCCGCGACGAUAAUCCUGUGGUUGUCUUGGAGAAUGAGGUCAUGUACGGGCAAGAAAUGGAAGUGUCCGACGAAGCCCUGGACAAGGACUUUGUAUUACCAAUCGGAAAAGCGAAGAUUGAGCGUGUCGGUUCUCGUGUAACACUGGUGUCACACUCUCGGAUGGUUGGCUUUUGCCUGGAAGCUGCCAACAUCUUGGCACAGCAGGGCAUCGACUGUGAGGUGAUCAACUUGCGCUCAAUUCGACCAAUGGACGUACCGACCAUCGUGGAGUCUGUCAAGAAGACCAAUCACUUGGUGACUGUUGAAGGUGGCUGGCCGCAGUCCGGAGUCGGCUCAGAGAUCUGUGCACAGAUUAUGGAGUCGGAGGCGUUUGAUUACCUGGACGCGCCAGUAGUGCGCGUAACCGGUGCCGACGUCCCGAUGCCGUACGCCAAGAGCCUCGAGGACAACGCCACGCCGCGCGACUUCAACAUCGUCAACGCCGUCAAGACAGUGCUGCAUGUGCAGUAGGUGAGGCGUGUCCCAAGAUGCAGUGCUGCUCGUUACCGCCGUCUCCUUCUCGGUGCAACCCUCAGCAAUAUGGUCUCCUUGGUCAGUCUUCACCUUCUUCUCUCUUUUUUUUUAAACCAGUGCGGAGACACCAGAAAGCUAGUCAAGUUGAUAUUUUCCUCUGAGAUCCUCAAAUUCCUCGUUUCUGGCCUGGCUCUCCUGCACUUCUAGUUGGCUCGCUUUAUUUAACUGUUUGCGCAAAAGAGCCGUUGAUACAGGCGCCCGUGAAGCGUAUGCUACCAAACAUAAUGGCUCCUCCACUAUUGUGGUUUUUUGGUUUAAUAGUUCCACUUCAUACUUUUUUCAUGUGGACAUUUAUUUAGGAAUAUGGAUUUUUUUCUCGAUGUGACGCCUCUUUUGUCAAUUUUUAGCGUCCCAUAUUGUUGAUCACGCUCUCACCUGCUUCUGUGUGCUUCUCUCGCACACGACUAUUGUAGAUCCACACACACUAUGUAAAGAUCUGUAAUACGCUAUCACCCUUGUUCACAGCUCUCUGUACACAUCAAAUGUAGUCCGUGCAGAAAUUGA
Sycon ciliatum is the source of this 1777-nucleotide messenger RNA. Its product is annotated as pyruvate dehydrogenase E1 component subunit beta, mitochondrial-like. The transcript is spliced from 13 exons. Bases 104 to 1210 code for a protein of 368 amino acids. Gene Ontology annotation, biological process: pyruvate decarboxylation to acetyl-CoA. Gene Ontology annotation, molecular function: pyruvate dehydrogenase (acetyl-transferring) activity. Lineage: Eukaryota; Metazoa; Porifera; Calcarea; Leucosolenida; Sycettidae. The record is from RefSeq and is a predicted model, not a curated record.